Messenger RNA from Acaulospora colombiana, 1810 nucleotides. The record is from the annotation of a GenBank genome assembly. NCBI's taxonomy places the organism in Eukaryota, Fungi, Glomeromycota, Glomeromycetes, Diversisporales, Acaulosporaceae.
AUGCGGAAUUUGAAAGUUUUCUCGGGUUCUUCUCAUCCAGAACUUACCGAGCACAUAUGUGAAAAAUUGGGAAUUCCCGUUGCUCCAUCUGUGCAAAAUAAAUUUAGUAAUCAGGAAACAUCAGUUAAAAUAGUUCGUAAUGAAGAUGUAUUCAUCAUUCAAUCAGGUUCAAAACAUAUUAAUGAUCACCUGAUGGAGUUAUUGAUUAUGAUAUCCGCUUGCAAAGGCGCCUCUGCGAGUCGGGUUACCGUUGCCGGCGUAGAUCAUAUCAUCACAAUGGAUUUGCAUUCGUCGCAAAUGCAAGGAUUUUUUAAUAAACCCGUUGAUAAUUUAUAUGCCGAACCUUUGAUCGUCAAGUGGAUUCAAGAUUCAGUAUGCGAUUUUACUAAUGGUGUCGUCGUAAGUAAAAAUGCUGGUGGUGUAAAAAGAGUGACUUCUCUUGCUGAUCGUCUCAAGAUCGAUUUUGCACUUAUUCACGCUGAUCGUACACGUGGCUCCAACAACACGCACUGCGAUUCUGCUGGUGAAAACAGCAACACCUUUACCAAUAACAAUCAUCAUGCUACCGCAGCAAUUAUCAAUAAAGCGUCCGAUGAAAAUGACAUCGAAGAAGGGUAUCCCUCUCGCAGUGCUUCUACAGCGGUAGCGGACGAAGCUCCUUUCGUGAAUGAUACUGAACCAGACAGCGUUACCAUUACACUUGUUGGAGAUGUGGCAGGGAAAGAUGAUAUGAUUGAUAAGGCCGGUUCAUUCAUAGAUGCAUCUGAGCAUUUGGUAAAAAAAUGUGGUGCCAAACGUGUAUAUGUAAUUGCCACACAUGGAAUUUUGAACAAUGAUUGUCUCGGAGAAAUUGAAAGAUGUAAGAGUAUAUAUAAGUUGGUGAUCACAAAUACCUUUCCGAUUUCACCGGAAGACCGCCGGAAAAGCACCAAACUCGUGAUAAUUGAUGCUUCUGUAAUUAUUGCGGAGGCCAUCAGGAGAAUUCACAAUGGCGAAAUUUCAAAAGAACUAGCCGAAUUAUUUACCAAUGCUGUUCUGCAUGGAAACAUGAGAAUUAUACGCGUUUCCAUUGUUAACGGUAAAUUAUCAAGUUUUCUUCGGGAACAAAAAUUUAUGCUAAUUCAAAGGUGUAUCGAUUUAUUAGAAUCUCUUAUCCCCAAUGGAACGCAAACUGUUAUAAAUUCAUGGGAUUCUGACUUUGACGAGGUCAAGAAAUUCUUGGAUGAAAAAAUACCGUGUUACAUUCUUUAUCGUCUUGAUUCCAGAUCGUCUUCUGGAGAUUAUGAAUGGUUGUUUUUAGCCUAUGUCCCAGAUGAAUCGAAGGUUCGGGACAAAAUGAUUUAUGCAUCGACGCGUGCUACAUUGACCAAGGAGCUUGGAGACUAUCGAUUCGUGGACUCCAUGUAUGGUAAUAAAAUAGAUGAAUUUACGCUGGAAGGAUAUCAUAAGCACAAGCAACACCAACAGGCCGAAGCCCCAUUAACUCAACGCGAAAAAGAACUGGCUGAAGUCAGAUCUGCCGAAGCAAACGAGAACUCCUUCAGUUCCUCGGCACGCAGAUCUCAUGCUGCCGGUGUUUCUUUUCCUCUCUCAGAUGAAGCCAUCGAGGCCAUAAAGUCGUUGAGUCAAACGGAAAAAUUACAUAAUUUUGUAAAACUGUCAUUGGAUAUCACUAAUGAAAGAGUUGAACUAUCUUCAACAGACAAAAUCGAGAUCGAUGAUCUGGCAAAUUCCCUACCUUCUGACGCUCCGUGUUUUUCUUUUUUCGCGUACGAUCACAAUUACAAAGGAGACGAUUUUCAUUCCAUAA